AUGUCUGCCGCACAUCUUGCAGAAAAAGAUAAUGGUCUUAAACGUGUGGCAUCUGAUCACAGAGCCGAGGCCGUCUCCAGACUCGAACGCGAAAUACUUGGGACAUGUGAGGCAAGUCGGUUGAUGGAGCCCGUCCCUAGUGGCUUCAAUUCGGUGGCUCUGUUUACUUGCAUACUACUUGGGAUGACCGAUAGCUGGCAUCAUCCGACCAUGCUUGGUCUGAAACAUCUACACAGUGCCCGUGUAUUGUUUCAAAGAUGGCGUCCAGUAGUCAUUGAAUCCGUCCAAUCGACAGAAGAACGAAAAUCAGUUCACUUUGUUGCCGGUAUUAUGGCAUACUGGGAAGCUUUGGUCUCCUUUCUGCGAGAUCAACCGCUUGAUAUCACGUCAUAUCUAUCCUCAUAUGUGGACGAGAGUUAUGACACUAUUCCGCCCAAUCCCUGGACAGGGAUAUCUACACCCCUAUUUAUAUACCUGGCUCGCGUGGGAGCUUUAGGAAGACAGCGAGAUACGCUGCGAAAAAUGAACCUAUCAAGUCUCGUCUCGGAUGUUGAGGAACAAAUUCAAGUGAAACUGAUUAACAAAGCCUGUGAAAUUGAGACACUGCUGCUGGGGUACUGUAUUCCCCCAUUGGAUAAGAUCGAGAAGACCGAUGAUACAAAAACACCAGAGAUUCAUCUUCAAAAGACUGCGAAAAUAUUCCGACUCACAACUCUGCUAGAACUCUAUCUUUCAUUUCCAGAACUGUUGAGACCACGUGAAAAAGGGUCCAGUCACUCCGAAUUCGAUGGUUCAUAUCGUCUCGAAACUUCAAAGUCUUCCAAAAUGCUGUCUCUAGCGACGGGCAUUCUAACAAUUAUAUCAACUUUGCCGUUGGACUCAGGCACAAAUGUGAUACUCUCCCUUCCUCUUAUCGUGGCUGGGAGUGCUUUACAACCGCCUGCUCCUAUCUGCACAUCCCAAGAAACCGAUCUAUGUGGCGAGCUUGCCAAUAUUCACAAUGAACAAGGGGUACAUGAGCAUUGGCGACCGUUUGUGAGAGAAAGACUGAAAAAUAUCCAUCGAUUUGUUGGCCUCGCUUCGGUCAUGCGUGGUUUGGAGGUGGUAGAGAAGACAUGGUUGGUUUCAGAUCUGCAAAGACUGGCCGGUCAACAGGGUAUUAGGGAGCAAUUUGUUCACUGGACAAAUGUUAUGGUUGAUGAGCGACUGGAGACUAUAUUUGGAUAA
Penicillium manginii is the source of this 1227-nucleotide messenger RNA. RefSeq lists its product as uncharacterized. Gene Ontology annotation, molecular function: transcription cis-regulatory region binding; DNA-binding transcription factor activity. Bases 1 to 1227 code for a protein of 408 amino acids. Gene Ontology annotation, cellular component: nucleus. Gene Ontology annotation, biological process: positive regulation of transcription by RNA polymerase II. The transcript is spliced from 2 exons. NCBI's taxonomy places the organism in Eukaryota, Fungi, Ascomycota, Eurotiomycetes, Eurotiales, Aspergillaceae. The record is from RefSeq and is a predicted model, not a curated record.